Fundulus heteroclitus (mummichog) is the source of this 1702-nucleotide messenger RNA. Its product is annotated as UDP-glucuronosyltransferase. Bases 88 to 1671 code for a protein of 527 amino acids. The record is from RefSeq and is a predicted model, not a curated record. Gene Ontology annotation, molecular function: UDP-glycosyltransferase activity. The transcript is spliced from 5 exons. Lineage: Eukaryota; Metazoa; Chordata; Actinopteri; Cyprinodontiformes; Fundulidae.
CCUCAUUCCGUCACAAAGAGCCACCCCUCAACAACAGGCAGCACCGACUCUCACACAAAGCUCCGCUUGCAGCGCAGAGAGGAGGCAAUGAGAAGCGGGGUGUGGUUUCCUGCAGCGGGACUGCUGGCUUGGCUAUGCUGCCUUGGUCUGGGGCCCGUUCAGGGGGGGAAGGUGCUGGUUAUGCCCGUGGAUGGAAGCCACUGGCUAAGCAUGAAGAUACUGGUGAAGGAGCUGAGCCGCAGAGGCCACGAGGUCAAGGUCCUGGUACCCGAAAGCAGCCUGUUGAUCCAAGGUUCUGACGGCUACACGACUGAAGUCUACAAAGUACCAUAUACUCAAGCUGAACUGGAUGAGAACAUGAACAACCUCAGGGCAGGACUUUUCGACGGGCAGCCUGGAAUGGGAGAUUUAUUUGUCAAUAUUGACCGUUUGGUGCAGUUUACGUCUCUCCAGUCAGUAGGAUGUGACGCUUUACUGGACAACAAGCCAUUGAUGGAUAAGCUCAGGGGAGAGGGAUUUGAUGUCAUGCUUACAGACCCUUUCCUUCCUUGUGGAUCCGUACUGGCUCAUCUGUUUUCCAUCCCAGCUGUGUAUUUUUUGCGUGGGCUUCCCUGCGAGCUGGACAUUAAAGCUAACAAGUGCCCCUCUCCUGUUUCCUACGUCCCUAAGUUUUUCUCUGGUAACACAGACCAAAUGAACUUCCCGCAGAGGAUGAAAAACAUGCUGAUGUCUUUUCUCGAGUCAUACGUAUGCACCGUCCUGUACAAACACUUUGACGACCUUGUCAGCAGACGCAUCCAGGAUGGCAUGUCUUACAAGGAACUCAUAAGCCACGGGGCCAUCUGGCUUCUUAGAUAUGACUUUGUGUUUGAUUGGCCUAAACCUCUCAUGCCAAACAUGGUUUUAAUAGGCGGGAUCAACUGCGCAAAGACAGCUCCUCUUCCAGCAGACCUGAAGGAAUUUGUGGAUGGCUCAGGAGACGAUGGCUUCAUUGUCUUUACGCUGGGCUCAAUGGUGUCCAACAUGCCCGAAGAUAAGGCCAAGAUGUUCUUUGACGCCUUCCGAAAAAUUCCUCAGAGGGUUGUUUGGAGAUACACAGGCGAUUUACCCAAAGAUGUGCCCAAGAACGUCAAACUUAUGAAAUGGUUGCCUCAGAAUGAUCUCCUAGCCCACCCCAAGGCUAAAGUCUUCAUGACUCAUGGUGGGAGCCAUGGUAUCUAUGAAGGUGUCUGUAAUGGUGUUCCCAUGCUGAUGUUUCCACUCUUUGGGGACCAGGGGGACAAUGUACACCGAAUGGUGUCUCGCGGUGUUGCUGCGAAGCUCAAUGUGUUCGAUAUGACAACUGAAAAAUUGGUGGAUGCACUGAAAGAAGUGAUCUACGACAAAGGAUACAAAGAACGAAUGGUGAAGCUGUCCCAGAUCCACCUGGACCGACCUGUUGAGCCCUUGGACCUGGCUGUUUUUUGGUCCGAGUUUGUAAUGAGACACAAGGGAGCGCCACAUCUAAGAGUAGCCGCGCAUGACUUGAACUGGUUUCAGUACCACAGCCUGGACGUUAUCGGCUUUCUAGUUUUUAUUUUUGUCACCGUUUUGUGGGUGACACUGAAAUCCUGCUUGUUCUGCACUCGCAAGUGUUGCGGGAAGAGAAGUGCCAAGAAGAAAUCUGAAUAGUGUCUGUCAUAAAGUAAAUAGUUUGAACACA